UUGGGAUCUUUCCAGAGACUAAGUCCCAACUGUAAAGACUUGGGGUAGUGCAGCGGAAGUUGAGGCAGUUGAACCCUUGUACUAGUAUGUGAGAACAAGUGAUAAUAAAAAGGCAAACAUACAGCAAUAUAUAGAAGAUAAGAAACAGUUGUAGACGUUGCUUCUCGCAAGUUGAACUUGCUCAGCAUUACUUCGUCUCGUGUUUACACUGUCGUCAUGGCGCAAUGAGCCCUCAAAUACGCAUUGCGACGCCAUUCGCUUUUCUAUAGGACCGACGCUGGAGAUAGGGUCUGGGUGCGGCCACGAAUUCACUGCAAAAUCCGUGUCAUGGCCAACAAUUCGAUCUCCGCGGCGAUGCGGACAGGCCAUUCCGUACCGCCCGUCACUCCGUCUCACCGCUCAAUCCAUUCCGCUCAACCCCGUCACGCGCUUAGUGGCGUGAAUUCUCGCCGUGACUCCUCAACAGGACACGGGGUCCCGCGUGUCACGCGUAUGGUCUCCUCUGCCAGCUGUCACUUUCCCAUUGGCGAGUCUGCUUUUGGCGGCACUGCGUCGAUAGCACUAGGGAAGCGCCGUGAAGUAGGCUGCUGUUUGCGUUUUAGAGUGCUCCGGUACAACACUGCUCCGAUAUUAAUAAGCUUACCAAACGAUUCGCUCUUCAUCAAGCGACGAGGUUAUUUGUCUGCAGGAGGGCCAGUAAAUAGCAGCAGAGGGCGUAGCCUUACCUGUUCCAUAGCGGCCAAGUUCGACGCUUUUAACGAAGACGAAAAUGCCACAAGCGGGGAUAGUCCAUUAUCGUCAGCUCCAUUACCAUCAUCAUUACAGUCAUCUCCUGAUUGGUCAACAGGUGCCGAUUCGGGUCUAGAUGACGUGUCGCCGGCAUGCCCAGUUCCGGAUUUCACGGCUCUGGGCGGCGAAAUUUGCCUUUUUCGGCCUCAGGAGCAGUCCGGGUACCCGACAGGUGCGGCUUCUGGGCGGCCGCUUUUGGUGUAUCUGCCGGGAAUGGACGGCACUGGGCAGUGCCUGCAGCCUCAGAUCCGAUCGCUCACACGUGCCGGCUUUGACAUCCGCUCCCUCUACAUCCCCACCACUGACCGCUCCACGUGGCGAGAGCUGGUUCGCCGAGUCACCCCACUGAUACAGCAGGCUGCGAGCGAAGGCGGGGAGGGGACUCGGGAAGUGACAGUGCUGGCGGAAUCAUUCGGGGCGUGUCUGGCUCUGCGCAUUGCAGCAGCCAACCCCACCCUCUUCCACCGCCUCGUGCUGAUCAACCCAGCUACAGCCUUCCCCAGCAACAACCCUCUCGUGAGCCUCUGUGUGGCCACCGGCCUCCUCGCCAUCUUCCCACCGCCCCUCUACGAGUUCGCUCAGGACGUGGCCCUGCCGCUGCUGGUGAAGCGCAGCAGAGUGCAACCGCCUGCAGCAGCAGCCAGCUCAGCAGCAGCAGGCGGGGGAGGGGGGAGCAAAGGAGGAGGGGGAGGAGCGUUGUCACUGCGGGUGCUGUCGCCGAUAGACUAUGUGCCAGCUGCAUGUGCGUCGUGGCGGCUGUCCCUCCUCAACGACCAGUCUGGGCUGUCCGAUGGGGUGCUCAAGUCAAUUCACACGCCCACUCUGCUGAUCGCCUCAUCCAAGGACAGAGUUUUGCCAGCGGUGCCAGAGACAGGCAGACUGCUAGCGCUGCUGCCCAACAGCAAGCGAGUCAUCCUUCCCUCCAGUGGCCACACGGUUCUACUAGAAGCUGACGUGGACAUUGCUGCCAUCAUUCAGACGCACGGCUUUGCUCCGACCAAUCCCGUGCCGCCACUCGGGCGCGUGGCGCCUUCAAACGUGUUUGAUUCACAGGGCUAUGUGGCAGCAGACGGAACAUCGGCAGCAUCGGCAGCAAACGUGUUUGAUUCACAGGGCUAUGUGGCAGCAUCGGCAGCAGGAGCAGCAUCAGCCAGAGAAGAAACACGUUUGCAAACUGGGAAAGGGGAGGUUCUGACAGCAGCAGCAGCAGCAGCAGCAGCAGCAGCAGCAAGAGCAGCAGCAGCAAGAGCAGCAGCAGCAAGAGCAGGUGCCGCGCCUUCCCCAGCGAGUGGAGGGGGAACGGAAUCUGAAGGGGAGGCACCAGGGCGAGGGCUGGAUGAGGCGGCUCAUUGGAGAGAGAGAGGCGGGGAGAGGAGGAGGAGAAGGAGGAGAAAGGGUCGUAAAGAGUUUAAGGGGAGAGAGUUGGAGAAGUUGUAUGAAGACAUUGGGCGAAGCCUGGAUCUGUGGAGGACGCUGGUGUCUCCGCUGGUAGUGGGGGAGGGCAACCUGCAGCGAGUGCAGCGAGAGCUCGCCCGUCAACCUGAUCGCAGUGUGCUGUUUGUGGGUAAUCAUACCAUCUAUGGCUUUUACGACACCCCACUGCUGCUCUACGAGCUGUACAUGCGAGGGUUCAAAUGUCGCUGCCUUGCGCAUCCCAGCUUCUGGCUGCAGCAGUCUCUAGGAGAGCUCUUGGAAAGCUUCGGCCAUGUCAAGCCUUCACCUCGUGCUCUUUAUAACCUUCUCAAAGAGGGAGGGCCCGUGCUGGUGUUCCCAGGAGGCUCCAGAGAAACAUGCCGGCUAAAGGGUGAGAAGUAUCAGCUGAUGUGGGGGGCGGAUGCGGGCAAGAGCAGCAGAAGCAGAAGAAGCAGUGAUCGUAGAGAGGGGGCGUCGCAGCAGACUGUGCAUGGGGACAGUGGACUCAUUCGCAUGGCAGCCAAGCUUGACACCAUCAUUGUGCCCUUCGCCAUGGUCGGGGCUGACGAUGCCUAUGACAUUGCCGCGGAUCGCAGUGACAUCCUCUCUUCCCCCAUCGGCCCGCCCGUUCGCGGCUUAUACGAGUCCCUUAACCUCAACCCGGCCACUGACGUCAGCCCCAUGACUGUUCUCCCCGGCACCAGCCUCCCCAGCCUAAUUCCCCUGCCGAGUCGUCUGGAGAGAGUGUACUUUUACUUCGGCACCCCCAUUGAUUUCAAGGAGCUGCCACCGUCGGCGAUCAAGGUGCAUGGUGCGGCAUGCAGUGGAGGAGGGCAUCGACCACCUCCUGGCAUUGAGGGAGACUGAUCCGGAGAGAGAUCUGCUUAGUCGCAUGAGCUCCAAGAUACAGCGGUUAUGGCCAGAGUUUUUGCGAAUUUGACGAGUGUUGAUGGGUAUGCAACAUAAUCUUGGCAUUGAAUUGAAUUAUGUAUGUGCAUGUGGGGCGUGUUCAAAUGGUUCAUCUUAAUCUUUGUUUUACAGCUCUUCGUUGAGGAAGAGUUGAUGGAUGGGCUCGCAUAUUUUUUGUCCGUUGCCCUUGUGUGCAUGCAUUAAAUUGAAUGGUUGCUUUAGCUUAUUAAUUGUACAGACUCUAACUAACUUCC
Molecule: messenger RNA, 3365 nt
Organism: Closterium sp. NIES-67
Lineage: Eukaryota; Viridiplantae; Streptophyta; Zygnematophyceae; Desmidiales; Closteriaceae
Source: the annotation of a GenBank genome assembly